AUGGUUAAUGGAUUCUUAGGAGGCUUAAUUAACAAAACAAGAUCACUUCUUUUUCGUUGCAUAUCGUGUGGUCCGAUCCCACAACAUAUCGCAUUCAUCAUGGACGGGAACCGAAGGUUUGCCAAGAAAUGGCARCUGGACGAGGGUGCGGGCCACAAAGCCGGGUUUCUAGCACUCAUUUCGGUCCUAAAAUACUGUUACGAGAUGGGAGUCAAGUAUGUAACAGUCUACGCAUUCAGCAUCGACAAUUUCAACCGACGCCCAGAUGAAGUCCAAUACAUAAUGGACUUAAUGYGUGAAAAGAUCGAAGCCUUCUUKAAAGAAGUUGAUAUUGUGMACAAAUAUGGUGUUCGAGUGUUGUUUAUAGGCGAUMUUGACCGUUUACAUGAACCAGUUAGGAUCGCGGCUAAGCAGGCAAUGGAAGUCACCGCAGGCAACACCAGAACCUACCUUUUGAUCUGUGUGGCAUAUGCGUCGUCGUACGAGAUCCAACGUGCGGUUACGUAUGCAUGUCAAGAGAAGAGMGKUGGGGUUCYGGAAUUGAGUGUAAACGGGAAUGGAAACGUGAGCGGGAUCGGAGACCAGGCGAUAAAGGUGGGGGAUUUGGAGAARCAUAUGUAUAUGAGGGUGGCUCCRRAUCCGGAUAUUAUGGUGCGGAGUUCAGGUGAGACGAGGCUAAGCRACUUUCUGCUAUGGCAAACGACCAACUGUGUGUUGUAUUCGCCGAAAGCGUUGUGGCCGGAGAUGGGGUUGCGGCAGGUCAUUUGGGGGAUUUUGAAGUUUCAGAGGAAUUACUAUUACUUGGAGAAGAAAAAGAAGUCGGAUUAA
Molecule: messenger RNA, 828 nt
Organism: Cynara cardunculus var. scolymus (artichoke)
Lineage: Eukaryota; Viridiplantae; Streptophyta; Magnoliopsida; Asterales; Asteraceae
Product: dehydrodolichyl diphosphate synthase 6-like
Exons: 2
Coding region: 1-828 (275 amino acids)
Biological process (GO): polyprenol biosynthetic process
Cellular component (GO): endoplasmic reticulum
Source: RefSeq, a predicted model, not a curated record